Messenger RNA from Sphaerodactylus townsendi, 1664 nucleotides. RefSeq names its product apolipoprotein B mRNA editing enzyme catalytic subunit 2 (gene APOBEC2). The record is from RefSeq and is a predicted model, not a curated record. Gene Ontology annotation, cellular component: nucleus; cytoplasm. The transcript is spliced from 3 exons. Gene Ontology annotation, biological process: cytidine to uridine editing. Lineage: Eukaryota; Metazoa; Chordata; Lepidosauria; Squamata; Sphaerodactylidae. The coding region runs from base 378 to 1082 and encodes 234 amino acids. Gene Ontology annotation, molecular function: RNA binding; cytidine deaminase activity.
GUCCCUCCUGCUUGGAGCCAGAUUUCUGUCAUGGCCAUGGAUAAAUAGGCCCCUUCUGCAUUCACCAUUUUCCACCCAUUACCUAAUCUGCCUACACUGAAUGCGUCACUUCACAUUUAAAAUAAAAGGGGCAGACUGAGAUUAGAACCGGAGUGAAAGUGAGGGUGCGGCGACAUCCGAGAGCACUGGGGUCAUCCUAGCCUGCUCCUGUCCCCCCUGCUGCUGCUACUGCUGCUGCUAGGGCUCCAUAUAUAGUUCUUGACAACUGUGAUUACGGCUGGAGCUUUCAGCUCUUUGCCUGUCUCAUUCCCACUUCUUAGUCAAAGCACAGAUUGCCGGGCAGUGCUUCCUUUCCUCUACAGUGGUCGUUAGGCAAGAUGGCUGAAAAACAGGAAGAGACCCAACCUGCCCAGAAUGGUGAAAAUGCUGCGAAUGCCGAAAAUACAGAAAAUACAGAAAAUACAGAAAAUACAGAAAAUACAGAGGAGACAGAAAAGCCCAAAGAGCUGGAGGAGCUGCCACCGUUUGAAAUUGUAACAGGAGAACGGUUUCCAGCCUUCUUUUUCAAAUUCCAAUUCAAGAACGUAGAAUACAGUUCAGGAAGAAACAAGACCUUCCUAUGUUACAUCAUAGAGAUUCAAGGCAAGGAGUCGACGACUUUACGGGGUUACCUGGAGGAUGAACAUGCAGCAGCCCAUGCAGAAGAUGCCUUCUUCAAUAACAUCCUGCCCACAUGUGAGUCUGGUCUGCGCUACAGUGUCACCUGGUACGUCUCUUCUAGCCCUUGCAUGGCCUGUGCUGAUCGGAUAACUAAGGCAUUGCAGAAAAAUAAGAACCUGCGCCUCUCCAUCCUGGUUGGCCGUCUUUUCAUGUGGGAGGAGCCUGAGAUCCAGGCUGCCCUGAAAAAAAUGAAGGCAGCAGGUUGCAAAAUGAGAAUAAUGAAACCUCAAGACUUUGACUACGUCUGGAAGAAUUUUGUAGAGCAGGAAGAGGGUGAGGAGGCAAAGGCAUUUGUGCCCUGGGAGGAUAUUCAAGAGAACUUCCAGUUUUAUGAAGAAAAGCUUGCUGAACUUUUGCAGUGAAGUUCAAGGCCUGCUUGUACAAGAUCUGCCAGUCCUAUGGAGAGACAACCAUGAUAUACUUUGACAUCUGGGACUCUCCCCUCAGUCCUCCAAAGCUACUCUCAAACAGAAAACACUACCGCACGUCUCUAGUUAACAUGCUGUCGUGCUGACUAAAAAUACCUUUCCCAUGCUGCAUGGAGGGAUUUGGCUGCCUGAAACAUAUAAGGCUGCCCCGCUAAAAAAGCAAAAGCAUUGUGCUGUGGAAUGAAGUUAAAGCUCUGCUGUGCAAAGUUCUUUCAUCUUUUAAAACUUCAGUGGGAAAAGGUGGAUUGCACCAAAAACCUUUCUUUAAAAUAAUACUGCUAAUUAAAUCAGUGUAGGGAAAUGUACAUUUUGAAUAAUACAGAUCUUUUCAAAAAGGCAAUGAGUAUAUAAAUGUGUUCUUCUUUCUUCCACCUUGUACAACUAAAAUCCAUAGUUUAAUAUUCUGUUUAAAUGGUCUGUAACCAAUGUUAAGAAGUAACACUCGGCACCUCAAAUAUUCAUAUUGUAAACAGGGCAAAUAAGAAAAUAAAACAAGUUGCUGAACCCUUUGCUGAA